This is a messenger RNA of Andrographis paniculata, 2926 nucleotides long. Its product is annotated as CSC1-like protein At4g35870. Gene Ontology annotation, molecular function: calcium-activated cation channel activity. Gene Ontology annotation, cellular component: plasma membrane. NCBI's taxonomy places the organism in Eukaryota, Viridiplantae, Streptophyta, Magnoliopsida, Lamiales, Acanthaceae. The coding region runs from base 345 to 2855 and encodes 836 amino acids. The transcript has a single exon. The record is from RefSeq and is a predicted model, not a curated record.
UAUACAAAUUGUGUCUUCCCCUUCCUUUCCCUGACCUUCCCUCUUAAAAUAAACCCUAACCUAACAAUUACUAAGAAAAAUGAAGUGAAAUGUCUAUUCUACCCCUCUUGAUCUGUCGAAUUUAUUAGUACUAUAUUUUGGAAAAAGUAAAAAUGAACUUUGGAGAAUUUCGCGGAUUGAACCGGUGGCUUCUUCCAUUCCAAACACGGCCGAAUUCCUCUUCUAUCAUCAUCAGACAGCAUCUUCGCUCGUGAGAACCCUAACCCCUCAGAAUUCGAUGAAUCAUCGCUGGCGAAAAUCCCAUCCGAUUGCCUAGCCUGAUCCUCGAAUUCAAAUCCUUAAUUAUGCAAUUCCAACCCAUAGAUUCGGAGUCCAGGUUUUCUUUUAUCUCCCCGCUAUCAGCUCCAUCUAUGGCGGAAGCGUCCCUUUCUCCACCGCCUUCCGCCGCCGGAGAUGGAGACGGAGUAUUCGAGGACGCGUGGUACGGGAACAUCCAGUAUCUUGUAAAUAUCUCCGCAAUUGGGGCGCUGACCUGCCUGUUGAUCUUCAUCUUCGUGAAGCUUCGUAGCGACCACCGCCGCGUGCCCGGUCCUACAGCGAUUGCCUCGAAGCUUCUGGCGGUUUGGCACGCAACCAGCCGGGAGAUAUCGCAUCACUGCGGCGCCGACGCGGCUCAAUUUCUUCUCAUCGAAGGCGGUAGCUCAGGCAUUCUUCUCUUCCUCGCGUGCUUGUCUGUUGUUGUUAUGCUUCCUGUUAAUAUCUAUGGGGGAAAUGCGCCUAUUUCGGAUGAAUUUUCAAAAACCACAGUAAAUCAUAUUGCCAAAGGUUCGCCUCUGCUCUGGGUACACUUUAUAUUCGUUGUUGUUAUUGUUCUUCUGGUGCAUUAUGGCAUAAAUGACAUUGAAAGAAGGUUGAGGAUAACUAGGUUUCGUGAUGGAAAUGGGAAUCCAAGUGAUCCGAGUGCAAAUUCGAGUGCCAUUUUCACUAUCAUGAUUCAUGGGGUUCCGAAAACGUUAGGGUUUGAUAAGACUCCACUUGUUGACUAUUUUCAGCAUAAGUAUCCGGGGAAGAUAUAUAGAAUGGUUGUGCCUAUGGAUUUAUGUGCAUUGGAUGAUUUAGCUACAGAAUUGGUGAAGGUGAGGGAGAAUAUUACGAAAUUGGUUCAGAAAAUCGAAUUGAAAGGUUUGGCUGAGUAUCACAAUGAUAUUGGUAUUGAUGGAGAAGGAGGAGAAAGGUUGUAUCCUCUAUGGAGGAGAGUGAAAGAGACGUGGUAUAGUGCUGUUCAUGAGCUCGGUUUCUCAGAUGAAGAAAGGCUGAGGAAAUUGCAAGAGUGGAGAGCUGAUCUUGAGAUGGAAAUGGCUGCUUACAAAGAAGGACGAGCGAGGGGUGCUGGAGUCGCAUUUGUGGUUUUUAAGGAUGUUUACACUGCAAAUAAGGCAGUUAAGGAUUUUCGCAAUGAGAAGAGGUUACGCGUUGGUAGGUUCUUUUCAUUGGAGGAGCUGCAGCUCCAAAGAAAUCAAUGGAAAGUGCAGAGAGCUCCCCUAGCCAGCGACAUAUACUGGAAUCAUUUGGGAUCGUCCAAGUUUUCUUUGAAAUUACGUAGAGUUCUUGUCAACACUUGCCUGCUGUUGCUACUUUUAUUCUUCAGCUCUCCGCUUGCGGUGAUAAGUGCCAUCAACAGCGCAGCCCGAAUUAUCAAUGCUGAGGCUAUAGAUAAAGCUCAGACGUGGUUGACUUGGUUGCAGAGUUCGAGCUGGAUUGCUUCUAUAAUCUUUCAGUUUCUGCCUAAUGUAAUUAUUUUCGUGAGCAUGUACAUAGUGGUGCCAUCAGCUCUCUCGUACCUUUCCAAGUUUGAGCGUCAUCUUACGGUGUCCCAAGAGCAACGAGCUGCCUUAUUAAAGAUGGUUUGUUUCUUCCUGGUCAACCUCAUUCUCUUGAGGGCUCUUGUUGAGUCCUCGUUAGAAGGCGCACUUUUAAAAAUGAGCCGGUGUUAUUUGGAUGGCGAGGACUGCAAGAGGAUCGAACAAUACAUGAGUUCUUCAUUCUUGUCAAAAUCAUGUUUGUCGUCUCUUGCUUUCCUCAUUACAUGCACUUUCUUGGGGAUAUCUUACGACCUAUUGGCCCCAAUACCGUGGAUCAAGAACAAGCUUCAAAAGUUUCGUAAGAAUGACAUGCUCCAGCUGGUACCCGAACGAAGUGAGGAUUAUCCCUUGCAACAUCAAGACCUUGAAGGCCUGCAACGGCCCCUGAUAAGCGAAAGGAUAUCUGAGGUCAUGAUUGGGAAUAAUGCCUUCUCAAAUGGCUCAGCUUCAUCUGCAAUGGACUUACCCGGUCAAGAUCUCUCCGACUACCCUCCAGUCAGAAGCCGGACAUCGCCAGUCCCUAAACAAACAUUCGAUUUCGCACAAUACUACGCAUUCAACCUCACAAUAUUUGCCCUCACACUCAUUUACUCUUCGUUCGCUCCUCUAGUGGUUCCAGUUGGCGCAAUCUACUUCGGGUACAGAUAUGUCGUCGAUAAAUACAACUUCCUGUUUGUUUACAGAGUGCGAGGCUUUCCUGCAGGUAACGAUGGGAGGUUGGUGGAUACAGUGCUGUGUAUUAUGAGGUUUUGUAUCGACCUGUUCCUUGCUUCGAUGCUGCUGUUCUUUUCGGUGCGCGGGGACUCCACGAAGCUACAGGCUAUAUUCACGCUUGGGCUAUUGGUGUUAUAUAAACUUCUGCCGUCUGAUCAAGAUGGUUUCCAGCCUGCAAUACUGCAAGGUAUGCAAAGUGUCGACAAUGUAAUUAGUGGGUCCUUAGACUACGAGGCUUAUGCGCAGCCGACUUUCGAAUGGGAUACUUGUAACUCAUGAUGGAUGCUGUUUAACUAUGGUAGCAAAGCAUUCUUCUUUUAUCUUGCUGGCUUCAAAUGGCAGUUCUUAAG